Molecule: messenger RNA, 2283 nt
Organism: Chenopodium quinoa (quinoa)
Lineage: Eukaryota; Viridiplantae; Streptophyta; Magnoliopsida; Caryophyllales; Amaranthaceae
Product: F-box only protein 6-like
Exons: 2
Coding region: 616-2004 (462 amino acids)
Molecular function (GO): protein binding
Source: RefSeq, a predicted model, not a curated record
UAUAUAACUCCGUACUAAAAUAACCUAAAAAUAUCCAAUUAUAAAACAAAGUAUCACAUUACGUAAACAUAAUAAAACCCGAAACAAACUCAAGAUGAACGGCCCAUUGGCCGUGACCAACCCUCCUUAAAACUCAUUCAACAAACAAAGCCCCCGGAAGAUGGUUUGCGUACGGGUCAAUACAAAGCAAUGAUAUCGCAAAUCGCACGGUUGAUAUAUUUGACGUUGCAAAAAUUACGAGUAGGUGGUCUAGUGUACUUACAUUACAAAUAAUCUAAAGAUUACUUUUUUAUUGUCAAAAAAAAAAUCUAAAGAUUACAUUUUUACUUAACAACAACAAAAACAAAGCAAUAAUUAUACUGUAAUUAUAAUUAGAACAACAACAAAAAAUUAAAAAAAGGCAGAUAAAUAAAGCCACAAAAAUCACAGGUGAGAGAAAGUUAAAGAAAAGAAAAACAAUGGAAAAGAAGAAGAAGGGUAGUAGUGGUUUUGGUUUGUUCAUCUUCUUCUUCUUCUCCAGAAUCCUUCUUUUUCUUUGAGAUUUCAGAACAAGGAAGAUUUCCCAGAAAUUUCAGAGGAAAUUGAAGAUUAAUUAAUUUCCAAGGUUUUGGUUUUAUGGAACAAGAGCUUGCCAUGCUUAGGCAGCUUCUUUCUCACUUUCAUGAACUCUCUCAACUUUACGGCUAUAAUACGACAUCGUUUCAUUCUCAUCCUCUUCUUCACUCUUACUCUUAUUCGUCUUCUUCCUCCCCCAGUUGCUGUUUCCUCAAUCUUGAUGACAAUCUCGUGGAAGAAAACUGCAAUAGUGUCAUCAUGCCAGCUGAAAAACCUGGGAUUUUAAAAAUGGUUGAUCAUUAUAAGCCACCUCCCACCAAGAGAUCUCGGAAAGAACGAAAUCGUGGAAAGCAUUCUGGAUCCUCAAACUCAUGUGAAAACAUGAGUCAGGAGAUCUGGAAGGAAUUUCCUGAGGACCUUUUGGAGGCAGUCGUUGCUAGGCUUCCCAUCGCUACGUUCUUCCGCUUCCGUUCAGUGUGUCGGAAAUGGAAUGGCAUGCUUACCUCGAGGAGCUUUACAGAACACUGUACCCAAGUGUCUCAAUCACAACCUUGGUUCUACACCAUAACUCAUGAAAAUGUGAACACAGGGGCUAUUUAUGAUCCUUCUGCAAAGAAAUGGCGCCAUCCUACCAUCCCUCCACUUCCUCCAAAGGUUAUCCUGUUGCCAGUUGCUUCUGUAGGGGGUCUUGUCUGCUUCCUUGAUAUAGGUCAUCGGUUGUUUUACGUAUGUAACCCUCUGACCCAGGUUUGGAAAGAGCUCCCUCCAAGAUCUGUCAAGGUCUGGUCCCGUGUUGCUGUCGGUAUGUAUCAAUAUGGAAAUUCAACUACACGUGGCUACAAGAUACUAUGGUUCGGUCGUGAUGGGGAGUAUGAAAUCUACGACUCUCUAAAGAACACUUGGGCACGCCCGCGAAAUUUGCCCUCAGGAAUCAAGCUCCCACUUUCACUGAAUUUUAGAUCAAAUACGGUGUCUGUCGAUGCCACGAUCUACUUCAUGAGGUCGGAACCUGAUGGGAUUGUGUCCUAUGACAUGGUGAGUGGGAUUUGGAAGCAACAUCUCAUCCCAACCCCACCAAACUCGACCGACCACAACCUUGCGGAGUGUGGAGGCCGAAUCUUCUUGGUGGGAUUGCUGACAAAGAAUGCCGCCACUUGUGUGUGUGUAUGGGAGCUUCAGAAAAUGACGCUCUUGUGGAAGGAGGUUGACAGAAUGCCAAAUGUAUGGUGCUUAGAGUUUUACGGAAAGCACGUGCGGAUGACUUGCUUGGGCAACAAGAGUUUGCUCAUGCUGUCACUGCGGUCACGACAGAUGAACCGGAUCGUCACCUAUGAUGUGGCGAAACGGGAGUGGUUGAAGGUUCCUGGUUGUGUUCUUCCACGUGGGAGGAAACGGCAAUGGAUUGCUUGUGGAACUGCUUUUAACCCUUGCCUUACCGCGGUUCCUUAAUUGUUUUAAUUCUUUUAUUCCUUGCCAAGUACUUUCCAUGUUUUCAGAUGCUGCAACAUUCAGGCUUCAGUACCCUGCAAGAAUACUUUGAUUGUAAGAAUACAAUGGCAGUUAUCCUUUACGCAAGUGUUUGAAUACACGAAAGUUUGUUGUUUUAAUUUUAUUUAUUACAAAAUUAAGAACCUGCUGAGCAGUGUAUUGUAGAACUUGCAAAUCGUAACAUCCGACAGUGUCAUGUAAAAUUGAUAUACUACGGAGUACUUAUUAUUUGUUUGGCAA